This is a messenger RNA of Capsella rubella, 1266 nucleotides long. RefSeq lists its product as uncharacterized. Bases 104 to 628 code for a protein of 174 amino acids. The transcript has 3 exons. NCBI's taxonomy places the organism in Eukaryota, Viridiplantae, Streptophyta, Magnoliopsida, Brassicales, Brassicaceae. The record is from RefSeq and is a predicted model, not a curated record.
UCAGACUCUUAUGUUUUUCUCCCGACCACAGUUGUUUCCAAUCACAUUAAGAAAACUGAGCAACAGAGAAAAGAAGAAGAUCCAGAAGAAGAAAGAGUGAGUGAUGGAUUCUGUUCUCUGCUCAUCAUCAGAUCCACGGCAAUACUUCGACUACGCUGAUGAUUCGGGAAUCAAUGAAGCCUGGGUAGAGGUCUCGACCCGCAGAUCCGGCCAAGGUAGCCGGAAGAAGCUGGAGAGGAAGAAGAGCCUGGUGUUGCUCGAAGGUUACGUCGAGACUACUACUGCUUCCUGUUCCACCGACGAUGAUCAAAAAGACGAUCUCACUAGAUCCAAGAGUUUGACGGACGACGAUCUCGAAGAUCUCAAGGGUUGUUUAGAUCUAGGGUUUGGUUUCAGCUACGACGAGAUCCCCGAGCUCUGCAACACUUUGCCUGCUCUUGAGCUUUGCUAUUCCAUGAGCCAGAAGUUCUUAGACGAUAAGCUUAGGUCACCGGAAGAUUCUCCGUCCGCCGCUGCUCCGAUUGCCAAUUGGAAAAUCUCUAGCCCUGGUGAUAAUCCUGAUGACGUGAAAGCUAGGCUCAAAUACUGGGCUCAAGCCGUUGCCUGUACUGUCCAAUUGUGCAGCUGAGAAAUUCUUGUGAAGAUGUUCUUACAUGAACAAUAUAUGUCGCCCAUUGUUUUGCUGGGGAGGAGAUCUCAGAACUGGAAAGAGGUAACCAAUCUAACCGUGCCUAUUAACUGACACUGAUGCAUUAUGAUUAUCCUCGUGAUGAAGCUACAUGUGAGAGAUGAAUGCUAGAUUGUUGUCCUUGUGCAGUGGUAAGAGACUCGUCUUUAUGAGAGCUCUCACUUACUGGUUAUAUGGACCUCAACUUACUGAGGUAACUAGUCUUUACUUUGUAACUGGAUCUACGACCCUCUUUAUGAAGGUACUGACAUUACUGCUCUCCUCUGACACUCUUGACUCGUUCCACUUUUGUGAAUGUGUGUUGGAGCUUACACUCUUAUGGCUAAUUUGCCCAAUUUGGUGAUGCUCCUUAAUCAUGUAUGAAGAAUAGAAUGGGAGGGAACGAGAAGAAAAUAGAUGAAGAUGCUGUGCAGAUUUAACAAAUGUUACGGAACCCUCACAACAAGCAGAGUCUUCAGAGUACCAAAGCAAUUCAAAUACAUAGCCGCCUAAUGAAAGUGGUGAAAUGUAUUGUACAGUUGUUCUAAAAUCAACUUAUAAGUUUUAUGUACUUGCUCAAUUACGUCUUCUCACAAAAA